AUGAAAUGGCUAUGCAUUUUCAUGAUUCUAAUGGCUGGUGUUUCAAUUGCAAUGAGUUUGAUGGCUGAUACUCCACAUUAUCCAUGGCGUAAUUGUCAAUGUCAACGAGGCGGAGAACGCAAUGGUCAUUGUCAUUGUCCAAAUAAUGCCCGAAUGGCUAAUACCUAUUGUCGACAUGGAGGAAAUCAUUGGAUUUGUUUCCCAUUCGGUCGUCGACGACGCUCAGUUUCUUCUGAAGAAAACCACGAUCAUGCUUAUGAAUGA
Messenger RNA from Didymodactylos carnosus, 264 nucleotides. Lineage: Eukaryota; Metazoa; Rotifera; Eurotatoria; Philodinida; Philodinidae. The record is from the annotation of a GenBank genome assembly.